UCGUCAUUUUCAUCACACACACCCUUUUUAGUUCAGUUCAGCUACUAGGUUUUCAGUUAAUUAAGGUGUAACCAAGAGGAACAUUAAUUAAGGAAAAGCUAUGUCUGGUGUGUCUCUAGCUGUGACUGGUGGUGGAAAUGAAACAGAUAAAAGGCAAGAACAUGGAAGCAUGACAAUGAUGGGUUCAUUACGUGUAAUAGAGCUACAACUUGUAGCUUUUGUAUUGGUUUUCUCAGCAAGUGGUCUUGUCCCUCUUCUUGAUCUACUCUUUCCUGCCUUUGUCUCAAUCUAUCUGUUGGCACUUUCACGUUUUGCUUUUCCCUCAUACCGUCGUGGUGUGUCUCAAUCUAUUUUCCAUGGAAGUAAGCUUUUUCAAGCUUAUGUUAUUGUAGGAACAAUAGUUGGAUUGUUCUUGCCUUUGGCUUAUGUGUUGGGUGGAUUUGGCAGAGGAGAUAAACUUGCUGUGAAAUCUGCAAGUCCACACUUGUUUUUAAUCUCUUUUCAAAUACUCACUGAAGAUAUAAUAAGUGGGUUGUCAGUGUUUUCACCUCCAGUUAGAGCAUUGGUGCCUUUGAUUUAUACAGUAAGAAGAAUCUUUGUGGAUAUUAAUUGGAUACAUGAUGUUUGGCUCAAUGUGACUUUGCCAGCAAAUCCACACUUUAAGGAUAAGGCAUGGUUUUGGUUUGGGAGGGUUCUGUCUAUGGCUAAUCUGGUUUAUUUCUCCAUCAAUCUUUUUGGGUUUUUGAUUCCAAGGUUCCUUCCAAGAGCAUUCAAGAGGUAUUUCCAAGAGAGGGGAGAGAUUUAUGCUAAGGCUGCUGAGGACAAGCCACAUGGGAUCAUCCACAAAUCACAUGUACCAGUACUAAUGAAGAAAACAACAAAUCUAUGUCUUUAAUUUGUCCAACAUCUAAUAUAAGCAAUUUUUCUUUGUUAUGU
Trifolium pratense (red clover) is the source of this 936-nucleotide messenger RNA. RefSeq lists its product as uncharacterized. The record is from RefSeq and is a predicted model, not a curated record. The transcript has 3 exons. NCBI's taxonomy places the organism in Eukaryota, Viridiplantae, Streptophyta, Magnoliopsida, Fabales, Fabaceae. The coding region runs from base 101 to 895 and encodes 264 amino acids.